UUUUUUAAUUUCAAUAUUAAAGGAGUAGUUUAUUUUGCGUAUCCAAAUUAAUCUGUGCUUUCAGGUUGAACUGUACAAGUGAGCCUAGCCAGCUAAGCGGCUAACUAGCGUGCUAUAAUGACAAUGUUAUUUGUCUUUUAGCUGUAAUCCGGUUUUAAUCGAUUAAAUAGUACUAUAUUACACGCCGUUUUGAUGUGAUAAUAAAUGAGCAGAUUUUGGAGAAUGGUUGUUGAAUCGUCGUAAUCGUUGUAAAAGCUGUAAACGUCAUGAAGUUUAAUGGCGGUAGCUUGUAGUGCGCUGGAUGUAGCUGGAUGUUGUGCGCUGUAGCACGACGGUAGGCCAUGUUGUUUCACCGAGCUAAGAAUGUGUGCUGUAACCGCUUUCAUCGGUAGCUAGCAUUAUCCUCACUGCUCGGAGGUAGCUGCUGACUCCAGUCGGCUUGACCAGGUUGAAACCGCUCCCAGCAGGCUGUACUAACGCAUUCCUUAUUUUAUCGUUGUUUUUCACCACAAAGGGUACGCGUUGUCGGUUAUGUAAGAUGGGGGACGCCUUUCCCGGGCUUUUCUUGCGAGAUGUCUCGGCGAUGGCCAGACCCCUCCUGGCUCGUGCUGACCAAGAAGGUCCCAAGCAAUUUUUUUUUUAUUCUGAGAAAGCGGUGCUCCUUGAGCAGCGCUAAGUUUCACUUAAACGGGAAGACGGAAGUCGUCAGGCUGGAGUGUGUCCUGAUGGCCGAGUCAGAGACUGAGUGUGACACACCAGGCCUUGACACGCUGGGGUCUGAGUGUGUCAUAACUCACACGCAAGUCGGUGACUUGCACUAUGCAGCGGAAACUGAGAUUAUGACCCAAGAGGACAAGAGGCUUGAUCUGGAAGCCAUUCAUGGCGAUCUUGGGGCUGUGGCUUGCGUUGAUGGCGUAACGGAGACAGACCAUGACUACAUUAAGUCUGAGGUACAUCAUGACCCACAGUACUUUGGAGGCGCAGACAUGAAAGGCAAUGAAGCUCUGCUUGGUGAAGUGCUCCUUAAGACAGAGAUGGGUGGAGCUUGUGCAGAGCACGUAGUGAAGGUUGAGACAGACCAUGGAGGAGAGCUGACAGUGGAGUCGGAGAACGGUGUCAUCAUUCACGAGGCCCAGGGCCUUCAGUGCAACGAGUGUGGAGAGAUAUUUGGCAGCAUGUCUGAUCUGCAUCAACACUUUGAAAUCCAUAAAGCAACCCAUCCCUACAUUUGUAUCCAGUGCGGUGAGAGCUUUGCUGUGGAGGCUAGUCUGAGGGGGCACAUGAAAAUACACAUGAAGGAGAAGGGCUACGCCACCACCGGUGUGGAGAUGGUUGGUAAAGGGGUCAUUGACGCAUUCAACCUCAAACCACAUCAGUUGAUGCAUUCCCCUGAAAAGCCACACAGAUGCUCUGAAUGCGGGAAGAGCUUUGCUGCAGCCAUCACACUCAGAGAGCAUAUGAAAAUGCAUUCUGAUGACAAGCCCUACAAAUGUACUCAGUGCAGGAAGAGUUUUGUCCGCAGGCGCCAUCUAAAGAAACAUCAGGAGCUGCACGCUCGUGAGAAGCCAUUUACCUGCCCUCAGUGUGGGAAGGGCUUUGCUACUGCUUCAAAUUUGAAACAGCAUCAGAAGACACAUGUUGGUGAGAAGCCACAUCGAUGCUCCCAGUGUGGCAAGUGUUUUGCAGCAGCAGCCACUUUGAGAGAACAUCAGCGAAUCCACUCUGGUGAGAAGCCCUAUAAGUGUACCCAGUGCAGGAAGAGCUUUGUAAGAAAACGCCACUUGAAGAAGCACCAGCUGGUGCACCAGGGUGGCAAGCCCUAUCGAUGCUCCCAGUGCGACAAAGGUUUCAAUCACUCCUCGUCCCUGUCACGACACCACAAAGUCCAUCUUGAGGCCAAAAUGUUCGCCCAGCCUGACAAGGAGUUCCCCUUUGAUACUCCUAUGAAGAGGGGCAUGCACACGGGUGAAAAGCCAUACAGCUGCAACCACUGUGAGAAGAGCUUCAGUCACUCUUCGUCGCUGUCCAGACACCAGAGAACUCAUUCUGAUGGGAAAUCCUACACUUGUGCCCACUGUGGCAAGAAUUUUAAUCAUUCCUCCUCUCUUGCAAGACACCAACGUGUCCAUUUGGAAGAGAAGACCUCUUACAGUGCUAUUCCCACAGGAAAGGGAUUCCCUCCUACUACCAUCCUGAAACAGAGGAUUCUGCAGAGUGAGAAACCAUACCGGUGUUCUCAGUGUGGAAAGGGUUUCAGUCACUCUUCCUCCCUCUCAAGGCACCACAGAAUUCACAUUGAUCAAGCUCACCACUAAGGUGGCUGUGGUAUUUUACAGUUUGUCCCAACUUCAUUUCAGGCCAGCCUAAAAUCAUGUUUGUUUUCAUAGAGCUAUGAUGAAAAUCUAACGUUUAUUCUGGGUCUAUAGAAAGAUCUUGAAGCUAUACUAAAAAUAAACUGGUUAAAUCCUUUAACUUCACAAUUUAAGAGCGAUGAAUUUCAAUAACUAGUAUGGUUGACUGAGCUGACGCUGAUCCUGCGCAGUGUGCAUAUAUAGCUUACUGCCUUCAGUUUGACAUCUGUAUGAUAAUGUAGCAAUUUCAUCCUUAAUGACCAGGUCAGUUAUGCUCUUACUCAUACCCCUGAAAAGAAAUAAGGGUGGAUAACUUCAGAGCCUGUUUAGAGCUUUAGAUGUAUAAUUGGUGACCAAGUAAAGUUUUUGGGAGACUGGAGGAACCCACCACCCACCACCAAAGUCCCAUGUAUCUUUACCCAUCGUGUCUUGUUCAUGGCCUGUUCAGAUGCUAUUGUUUGUAAAUAAGUGCUGGUUUUUAUAUACAUAUGUAUAGGUGCGUGUGCAGUUCUUUUACACAUUGAGCAUUUUGUAUGACCCAGUCUGUCUUAACCAUCUUUAUUUUGAAAAUAGGCUGGUACUUGCAAGUUUCACUGGCUUCAGGCAAGCUGUUGGCAAAGGUGCAAGUCUGCAUAAAAUUUUCACCGUUUGCUUAAACUUGAGUCACCACUGCUUUCAGCGGCAUUUAAAAUCGGCUGUAGCAUGCUUUCAGUGAUGAGCCUGUGGUCAGACGGCUUCAUUCUAAAAUGAGCUGCAAGAAAUUUUGACUUGUUGAGAGUGGCAAAUUUAGUCGUUCCUUUUGACUUGUCUAACUUACCGACUGACUUCAGAAUACCUAGUUUGACAGAAUUCAUUGUAUACUUGCAACUCAGUGUAAUUUGAUCUAAAUGUUCCCUCUGAAGCAUUGCUUAACUAGUUCCCUUUGGUACUCUACAACUUGUUACUAAUGGGUAAAUUGUGUACAUUUGCGUUCAAUUCUAAUGUCAUUGCUGUAGAACUAGUUCAGACAUCCAUAUAUAAAUAUAAUCUGUAGUUAACUGCAUACAUGCAGCAAAUUAUCAAAAUCUAGUGUAAGAUUGUGUAAUUAUUACAAUAAAAUAGCUUGCUCUUGAUUAAUUUCUUUCAAAAUUCCAUGAAGAUACACUUUCUACUUAAAGUUCUGUGUAUGGGGGAAGAUCUUUUACAUACUGAUGUAUUUUUUUAAUAUGGUUUGGGUAAUCUGAAAGGGAAAAGAGGAAUACUGUUUUUAUGGGAGUAAACAUAUUGAACUUUUUUCUUUUUGAAUAAUUGUGCUUCAACUCGUAGCAUAGGCUUUUUCAUUGUGUUAGAUAGGUGCCUUAUUGCAUGCUGAGUAGAAAUGUUUGUUGAGCUGUAAUAGAAGGAAAAAAAAAGUUUGGCUCUUCUCCCUAUGUUUGCAUACUAACCAACAUUUUACUUUUGACUUUAGGCAAUUUCUGUUUUGCUUUCUGUACAUGAAUAUACGUUUAUGCUGUUACUGUUGUCUUUUAAGUUCACUCAUCAGCUGGUUCUCAUUGUAGAAAAACUAAAGGUUUAAGAAAAGAGGUCACAACACCUUUUUGAUUCAUAUUUUGAUUGCCCUCUUAAAUGGUCAAAUCUUGUUCCAUGUCUUUACCCCAUCUUUGAGUGGCACACAUGGAUAAAUAAAGGUUCUUGACUACC
This is a messenger RNA of Ictalurus punctatus (channel catfish), 4031 nucleotides long. RefSeq names its product C2H2-type zinc finger protein. Lineage: Eukaryota; Metazoa; Chordata; Actinopteri; Siluriformes; Ictaluridae. Gene Ontology annotation, biological process: regulation of DNA-templated transcription. The record is from RefSeq and is a predicted model, not a curated record. The transcript is spliced from 2 exons. Gene Ontology annotation, molecular function: RNA polymerase II cis-regulatory region sequence-specific DNA binding; DNA-binding transcription factor activity, RNA polymerase II-specific. Bases 573 to 2315 code for a protein of 580 amino acids.